GGGGGCGCCAGCGAGGCGGAGCGUGCGGAGGUUGGAGGCGCCCGGGCCCGCCUCCUUCUUAGUAGUCCGAAGGGGCCUGCGCACACUUUGAUUUCCACUCUAGAGUCGGAUCACCAUGGCGACUGGACAGAAGUUGAUGAGAGUUAUUAGAGUUUUUGAAUUUGGUGGGCCAGAAGUGCUGAAACUCCGGUCGGAUGUUGCAGUGCCAGUUCCAAAAGAACAUCAGGUUCUAAUCAAAGUCCACGCAUGUGGUGUAAAUCCAGUGGAGACAUAUAUUCGCUCUGGCACUCACAUUAUAAAACCAGUCUUACCUUAUACUCCAGGCUCAGAUGUGGCUGGGGUCAUAGAAGCUGUCGGAGAUAAUGUGUCUGCUUUCAAGAAAGGGGACCGAGUUUUCACCACUGCCACGGUCUCUGGGGGCUAUGCGGAGUAUGCCCUUGCAGCUGAUCACACUGUUUACACACUGCCUGAAAAACUGGACUUCAAACAGGGAGCUGCCAUCGGGAUCCCCUAUUUUACUGCUUAUCGAGCUCUGUUGCACAGUGCCCGAGUGAAGGCUGGAGAAAAUGUUCUGGUUCAUGGGGCUAGUGGAGGAGUUGGAUUAGCAGCAUGCCAGAUUGCUAGAGCUCAUGGCUUAAAGGUUUUGGGCACAGCCAGUACUGAGGAGGGACAGAAGAUUGUUUUGCAGAAUGGAGCCCAUGAAGUGUUUAAUCACAAAGAAGUGAAUUACAUUGAUAAAAUUAAGAAAUCUGUUGGUGAGAAAGGAGUCAAUGUGAUUAUUGAAAUGUUAGCUAAUGUGAAUCUUAGUAAUGAUUUGAAACUUCUGUCACGUGGAGGACGAGUAAUAAUUGUUGGAAGCAGAGGUCCUAUUGAAAUAACCCCACGGGACCUCAUGCCAAAAGAGUCUAGUAUAAUUGGAGUCAGUCUGUAUUCCUCAACUAAGGAGGAAUUUCAGCAAUUUGCAGCAGCUCUGCAAGCCGGAAUGGAAAUUGGAUGGUUGAAACCUGUAAUAGGUUCUCAGUAUCCACUGGACAAAGCAGCACAGGCUCAUGAAAAUAUCAUUCAUAAUACUGGGACUACUGGAAAAAUGAUUCUUCUCUUGUGAUGAUUUAUUCUUCCAUGAAUUUCCUGUGUAGUUAGUGGCUUUCUUUCCCCUAGUUUUAUUCACACUAUCUUUUCUUUCGUUAACAUUCACUUUAUUCAGUGCAUUUCUUAUAUGAGAAAGUGAGUUUCUUGAACAAGAUAUUUCUUUAUUGAGCAGUGCACAAUAUUUUGCAAUGCCUUCUAUCCUGAAUCGAGGAAUCAUCAUUGUAGGAGAUAGCAUGUUAGUGGUCAUUUGGCAUUGGAGUGUUCUCUAGAAAUUUUUAACUGAUACUUGAUUAAUUCCAAAUUUUUGACUAAAACAUACUAAUUCAAGGUAAGACUGCUUGAUUUCCCAGAAUAAGUAGAUGUGAUUUCAGGCCUACUUAUCUUUAUAAAGGUUCUUUAGUUGCUGAUUAGCCCAUAAUCGGCUCUGAUGAUUUUCUGGACUGAAAAAAAAAAUUCUUUUUUUUAAAAUAUUCUUAUCUGGAUCUCUGAGUCUCAUACAAGGAUAGGGAUAUACAAUGUCUGGACAAGUUGGUUGGUUUUUCAACUACUACCCCAAAUAUUGGAAUAUUCACUAUAUUGUUGGUUGGUUGCCACUCACCUGUUCUUAGAGGAUAGCAUACUCAUGCAGUACUAGAUACAGUCCCCAAAGAGACUCUUAUUGUUUGAUUACAUUUUCAGAGUAGAUUUAGAGUUAUCUUUGUAUGAUGGGAAUCAUAUGUUUUUAUUUAAUUAAUAAUUUUACAAUUUUGACCCAUUAAGAAUGAUCUCUUGUGUUUAUAACAUGGUAAUUUCCAAUAAAUUCAAUAGAAAAUUAAAACUUGUGUUCAUCUGUGUAUAGAACUUAUAUCACUUCUGCAUAUCUCCUUAUCAUUACUUCCUAGUAUUUUUCUGUGCUAAGAAUCUAAACCAAAUAAAUGAAUGAUCUCUUAGAAAUUUUGCCAUCAAUAUUAUAUCCAACAAUUUAAGAUUGGGUUGUUAUUUUGUUUUGUUUUGUUUUCCUUUAUAUAACACAUCCUCCUGUUUCAUUAAAUUCUAGGGUUGAUCGUCCUGACCUGCCUUAUUCUGUUGAAAGACAAAUUCUGCUUUUAAUGUGGAAUCCUGCUUCAGUAGUGAGCAGAAAGUACUGCUAAUUUCUAUCAUAGAAAUUAGUCUUUUUGCUAUUAUCAUUUUCCAAGUUGAUUUGCUAUUUUUUAACAGGUUAACUGUCCCAUAAAAUGACAUUUUUGAAAAGUAUUAAAAAAAAAUGUAUUGAGGUAGGCUUUGUGGUAUGGUGGUUAAAGCAGCCACUUUAGGAAGCCUGCAUUCCCUAUUAGAGUACCUGGGAUCAAGUCCUACUUCUGCCACCAUUCUAGCCUCCCACUAAUUACUCUGGGAGGCAACACAUUGUGGUCCAAGUUCUUCAGUUCCUGCCACCCUUGUGGGAGCCUUGGAUGGAGUUCCUAGCUCCUGGAUUCAGCUGGGCAUAGCCCCAACUGUUGGUUCUCAUAGCCUCAUUCUAUGGCUAGCAUUUAUGUGCAUCUUAAAUUGGAGGAUCACUUCCCAUCAAAAAAGAUAAAGGAAUAAUUAUUCUGUAAGUCAGUAACAUCUGUUUGCAUCUUUGCCUUCUAUGGCGUUUUAGCACUCUGUAACCCAUUGUUGCAAUUCAGUUUUCAAAGGUAAAACUAUCCCAGUUUUAUGCAUGAACUACCAUAUUUGUAAUUAUGUAAUAUUGGGCAUGCUUCAUGCAGAAAUAUCCUUGUAAGUCUAAUUCUAAUUUUUGCCCUAACUUUCACCCACAUUUACUACUUGAUAGGCGUCAGUAGCCGUAGGGCUACUACACAGUCGCUUGUGUCUGCCUGUGACCUAAAAUGAAGAAUAACCUGUAAAUAAACAAGCAUUAUUUUA
Messenger RNA from Lepus europaeus (European hare), 2973 nucleotides. RefSeq names its product crystallin zeta (gene CRYZ). Lineage: Eukaryota; Metazoa; Chordata; Mammalia; Lagomorpha; Leporidae. The record is from RefSeq and is a predicted model, not a curated record. Gene Ontology annotation, cellular component: cytosol. The transcript is spliced from 9 exons. Gene Ontology annotation, molecular function: NADPH binding; zinc ion binding; quinone reductase (NADPH) activity. The coding region runs from base 116 to 1105 and encodes 329 amino acids.